This is a messenger RNA of Theileria annulata, 1914 nucleotides long. RefSeq lists its product as uncharacterized. Lineage: Eukaryota; Apicomplexa; Aconoidasida; Piroplasmida; Theileriidae. The coding region runs from base 1 to 1914 and encodes 637 amino acids. The record is from RefSeq and is a predicted model, not a curated record. The transcript has a single exon. Gene Ontology annotation, molecular function: zinc ion binding.
AUGUCGGAAGAUUGUUGUAUUUUUUACAGGUUUGGAAGUGAGAAGAACAUAUGGCGUGAACUUCACAGCCAGAGUAGUUCGGGAAUACUAAUCUCAGAUUUGAAGAUUAAAAUAGCCCAGGAGUCGUCUCUAACCCGCGAGUUUGCAAGGAAAACAAACCUCUUAAUCUCACUAUACGACGAUAAUAAACCUAAUGAACUGUUUCCCUUGGAUGAUAACAUUGUAAUUCACAGUGGCUCCAGGCUAAUUAUUAACCGUGUGGCCUGGACGCCCUCAAAACCCAUAGUUCACCAGGCAAAAUCAUAUAUCGACGUAACAGUUGGCGGUAAAGUACCAGGAAAGCGUAAAUUACCAAUCUCGCUGAUCUGCCAACUAUGCCACAAACCCUUAAACCAGCCUUAUCUUGUUAAAUGUUCAGCUCGCUGUGGCUGUACUGGAUGCAAAAACUGCCUUGAAGAAUGCCUUGGUGAAUCAUUACCAGAUUUCAACAGCACGGAUCCAUAUCAAAGUGAUCAGAAUAUUGAAAUAAAGUCAAAAGUUGAUCUGCCAAGUGAUGAUGAUUUGGGGAAUAAUGUAAAAUUAGAAGAUGAUAAAAUUAAUGUAAAACUAGAGAAUUAUGAAGAUGAUGUAAAAUUAGAAAAUUAUGAAGAUAAUAUAAAACUAGAAAUUAUGGAGAAUGUAAAGCUAGAAAAUUUUGAUGAGUUGGAAUAUAAUUUGGUAGCGAAUGUUGAGGAUGAGAUGUGCGAGAUGUAUUUGUUAGAGGAGAAGAAGGGUUGUCCGUUUUGUGGUCAUGGAUUUGUAAGCGCGUGUUUGAAGAACAGAAAGCUUCAGGCGCUUCUGGAAGGCAUUGAUAUUGAGACGUUUGAAGUCCCAGAGGAGAUUGAAUUUUACUUUCCGACUCCACACUCAUUAGCAUUCACACACCAGCAGUUUCCUCAACACUUUUUACUAGAAAUUCAAAGUGAUCUUUAUCAACUGGUUUUGGAGAAAAUGCUCAUUCCAGUUUUUGACAGUAGUAUACUAGAUUCCAACGUCGUUAAAUAUCACACCACUAAUGUUGAUAACAUUAAUCUUGAAAAUGAUGAAAAAAGUGAAAUUGACGAAUCUUCCGAUAAUAAUUUAAAUGCUGAAAAUGUGAAUUUAGUAAAAUCGGAAAAUUUUGAAAAAAGUUCAAACAGUAGUGAAGUUGAUCAGGUUGUUAAUAUAAACAUUGAUGAAAGCGUGAUAUGUAUAAUAUUAGUAAGACCACAGCCUGAUGUAAUAAGUUUAUGUGGAAUAAUGAGGUUGUUGUACGAAAUGCCAGACGUAGAUUUUUUGAAUAAAACUGGUUCUAGAACCUCCUUGAAAUUUGAUUGGAUCAAGCACAACACAGUUCCAAUAAAUGUGCCAGCAACUAAGCAGCCAUUAUACGGGCUUUUGGGGGGUAAAAAAUACACAAACGUCUCACUCAAUAGUGAGGGCGAGGUGAUGUGGAGGUACAAGACGGAACGAAUGGUCGAGGUUGGAAUUGACCCAAAGUGCUACAACUCGAUUCUGCUGUCCCUCUUCAAUAAUUUGGACAUUGAGAUGAACUUGGAAAAAAGUAAAAAAAAUUGGCUCCAAACUUUCUUUCCCUCACCUCAGCCUUUAUAUGUGACGGGGUCUGGGAAGGUAGUUAAGGAGUCAGAUAUCGCAGAGGGAGACGAAGUGGAUAAGGGAAACCCUUUUUUGGGUUACGCUGGGUUGUUUCCGUUUCUAAGUAGAUCACAAUUUGACCAGGUGAGGAAGACACAGAGAAGAGUCAAGGAACAGUAUUUGAAGGAUUUGACAAAACAAAUAAUGGUGAACACACACCCGGACAAGGGGAGACUAUUACUCGAAAAACUAAACCAUAACAUUUGGUUCUCUAACAUUGAAUACACAACUUCAACAUGA